UCCCCUCUCCCUCUCUCUCUCUCUCUAAAGCAUGAAUCCUAUAGGCAAACUCAUCGGCUUGCAUGUUCGCCAGCUGAUGGCCGUAGCUACUUGGACCCUUAUUGUGUUGGCUUUCUCCCACAACUUCCUUACCCUUGCCACCAAAACAGAGGCAGAUGCUUUGCGUCGCAGUGGGUGGUGGCCUGACUUCAUUACAAGUAACACUUCCGUGUCGCAUUGCACGUGGCCUGGCGUUUCGUGCGACGCUUUUGGAAGCGUUAUUGAAAUAAACCUAACCCAACAAUUCAACUACCCUGUUUACUUGAGCAACAUAAAUUAUUCCUUGCUCCCCAAUCUCACCUCUCUUCAUUUGCCAAAUAAUUCCCUCUUUGAGAUCAUUCCCUUUCAGAUAUGUGCACUCCCAAAGCUCAAGUACCUCAACUUGUCCUACAAUUAUCUGACCGGUGAGUUGCCUCUUUGCCUUCAAAACCUUACCAUGCUAGAAGUUAUUGACAUUCAUGGUAAUCAAAUCUAUAGUGAUAUCCCUCCCAAAGUGGGAAGUUUGAAUAGGCUUAUCCACUUAGAUCUCGGUUAUAAUUUGCUUCGUGGCACAAUCCCUCCCGAAGUGGGAAGUUUGAAUAGGCUUAUCCACUUAGAUCUCAGUUAUAAUUUGCUUCGUGGCACAAUCCCUCCCGAAGUGGGAAGUUUGAAUAGGCUUAUCCACUUAGAUCUUAGUUAUAAUUUGCUUCGUGGCACAAUCCCUCCGACUCUAGCGAAUUUGAUGAACUUGACUCAUCUCUAUUUGCAACAAAACUCAUUAUAUGGAUCCAUUCCAUCGGAAAUAGGAUACUUAAAGAGUCUCGCUCAUCUUGAUUUGAGCUUCAACAACUUCUCUGGAAAAACCCCUCAUGAUCUCAAUCUUCAAAACAAUUCUCUUGACGGAUCUAUUCUUCCAGAAAUAAGUAAUUUGAAGAGCUUGAUUGAGUUGAGACUGUCCUCAAACUUCCUCACUUGCCCUUUCCCUCCAUCUCUAGCCCAUUUAACCAGCUUGUCGAUUCUAUAUUUAGAUGGAAAUAAAUUUGACUGUGCCAUACCAUCAGAAAUAGGAUACUUAAAGAGUCUCACUCACCUUGAUUUGAGCUUCAACAACUUCUCUGGAAAAAUCCCCCAUGAAUUUGAGAGUUUGGUCAUGUUAAGAUAUCUCAAUCUUCGAAACAAUUUUCUUGACGGAUCAAUUCCCAAAUUUAAGAAGUUGGUCAACUUAAGUUAUAUCGACUUGUCAAACAAUCAUCUCACAGGAAAUAUUCCAGGUAAUCUGCUCUAUGUUAAAUAUAUAGCACUCUCCGGCAAUGACGGUUUGGAAAAUAUUGAUGAUUCUGGGGGAAUGUCUAAAGUCAAAUAUGUGACAAUAUUUAUACCACUUAUGGCUAUUCCGUUCAUUUAUUUUUUUGCUGUUGGGUCUUGGAUCAUAUUUCAACGUAGAGCAAAGAGCAUGCAAUCGGAGACAAUAGAAAAAAAUGGAGAUUUCUUGUCCAUAUGGAAUUAUGACGGAAGAAUUGCAUAUGAAGACAUAAUCAAUGGAACAGAAGACUUUGACAUGAAAUAUUGCAUUGGGACAGGCGGUUAUGGUAGCGUCUAUAGAGCACAAUUGCCUAAUGGAAAAAUCGUGGCAUUGAAGAAACUUCACCAUCAUGAAGCAGAGGACCCAUUAUUUGAUAAGAGCUUCCAAAAUGAAGUGAAAUACUUGACCGAAGUACGGCAUAGAAGCAUAAUUAAGCUCCAUGGUUUUUGCUUACACAAACGAUGCAUGUUCUUGGUUUAUGAAUACAUGGAAAGGGGCAGUUUGUUUUGUGCUUUGAGAAAUGAUGUUGAAGCAGUGGAACUAGACUGGUCUAAACGACUCAAUAUUAUUUGGGAUAUGGCACAUGCCUUGUCUUACUUGCAUCAUGAUUGCACUCGGCCAAUUGUUCAUCGGGACAUAUCUAGCAACAACAUUUUGCUUGACAACAAAAUGCAAGCUUUCCUAUCUGAUUUUGGCACGGCAAGACUCAUAGAAACUAAUUUCUCAUCUAAUCUCACUGGAAAUAUUGUAGGCACUCAUGGAUAUAUAGCACCGGAGCUUGCUUACACUUUGGUCAUCAAUGAGAAAUGCGACAUAUAUAGCUUUGGAGUGGUGGCAAUGGAAACAAUAAUGGGUAAGCAUCCAGGUGAUAUCAUCUUAAAGUUGAUGACACUCUUCAAAGAAGAUAUUAUGCUACAUCAAGUAUUAGAUCUGCGCUUGCCAAUCCCAAGAGAGAAUUUCGUUGCAAGAAGUAUCUUUCUGGUAGUUUCUCUGGCGCUUGCUUGCUUAAAUAGUGAUCCAAAGUCACGGCCCACAAUGAAACAAGUUUCAGAAGCUUUUCAAGCUCCAAAAUUAGUGUUGCCCAAGCCCUUCCAUUCAAUCUCGCUUACGCAGCUCCAAAAAAUUAAUCAAGAAGUGUGGUGGGAAAGUGGAUCAAAAGAAGCCUCGUCGAGCAUACAAGAAGAGCAAGGACCGUGAAGUAUUUGCCCCGAUGCUAACAAUAAAUUCCAACCAGUGAAGAUUUGAUUGACAUGAAUGAUGCUGCAAAUUGGUGAACGUGAUUGCGACGGCUUGUGCAAUUCCAGUUUUGUCGAACUUAUUUAUUUUUUAUUUUUUAAAUAUGUUUGCAUGGUUCCAAAAGAAAGGAAGGAAAGAAGGAAAUAUGUAGAGAGUCCGAGUUGAACGUGGGGAUCAAACCAAUAAGAGGUUCGAUCCCGGGAUGUUCUUCUAGUGUCGGGAAAUCCACAGAUGAAGUGGAAGAAGAUUACUCC
Molecule: messenger RNA, 2811 nt
Organism: Eucalyptus grandis
Lineage: Eukaryota; Viridiplantae; Streptophyta; Magnoliopsida; Myrtales; Myrtaceae
Product: MDIS1-interacting receptor like kinase 2
Exons: 2
Coding region: 32-2518 (828 amino acids)
Biological process (GO): protein phosphorylation
Molecular function (GO): protein kinase activity; ATP binding; protein binding
Source: RefSeq, a predicted model, not a curated record